Messenger RNA from Drosophila kikkawai, 1803 nucleotides. RefSeq names its product Nuclear envelope integral membrane protein (gene Nemp). The record is from RefSeq and is a predicted model, not a curated record. Gene Ontology annotation, cellular component: nuclear envelope. NCBI's taxonomy places the organism in Eukaryota, Metazoa, Arthropoda, Insecta, Diptera, Drosophilidae.
UGGUUGGUAGGAAAUUAGAGCUGGGAAUGAUGCUUAAAAAUGAAAUACAGCAGUUUGGACAAGUUAAAAAGGAAAAAUCAGUGCACUUCUAUUCCACAAUAGUUUGAUUAUUUUCUUGUGAAACAACGGCACCAAGGAUACAAUAAAUAAUAUUGCAUUGCAUAUUGACAACGGUUUCUACCGGCUUUUGGGCUUCAGUGUGUUUGUGUGUGUGCGUUGCGUCUGUUUUUGAAGGCAAAUAUAUUUAUUUACAAAAUAUAAAUACAAAGAUUGACCGAAAAUGCUCUGGCGCGAACUCUGUCUGCUGGCUUUGGCUGUGUUGGCCACAAAGCCGGCUUUGGCACAAAACUCGCCGGCUGUGGUCUCGGACAUUGUCACCCUGGUGCCGGGCGCCUCCGUUAAUGUUACCUCCAAUCCGUCCGGCAAGACGCUCUGGACAUUUUGCUACAGGGGUAAAAAACCCUCGGUUAUCAGUUUCCUGGAGACAGUGGAGUUCCACCUGGCGAUUGACAGCGAGGACUAUGCCCAGUAUGGGGGCAAGACGCCGGCGGAGGUCCUGAAUCACUACAGGGAACGGCAAUCGCUGUUCAGUGUGACGCUGUUCUCCCAGAAGCGCCAGCGCAUCCAAAUGUCACCGUUCAAGGAGCAAUGCAUCGGCAUUGCCUCUCGAGAAGCGUACAGCGUGACCCUUAAUUACUUGCCCCUGGAUCUGUGGCGUCUCCUGCAGCUGAUGGCCGGCCUCGCCAUCUUCUGGAUCAGUCGACGGCUGGCCAAGAAUAGUGUGUUCUACUAUCUAGCCGGGGUUAUCCUGGGCAUCUGUGCCUCCAUGCUGGUGUUAAUCUAUCUGGCUGCCAAGCUCGUACCGCGUCGUCCCAUGAUGUAUGGCGUUUUGAUAGGCGGCUGGACCCUGGGCUUCUAUGUCCUCAAGCAGCUGUCGGACAACUUGCGCCUCAUCCUGCUCACCUAUCGCGAAUAUGUGGUAUCGUACAUAAUCAUCACAGGACUGAUAUCAUUUCUGAUUUGCUAUCGCAUCGGACCGCCAGUGAAUCCGCGCUCGCAAAACAUCAUCAUGUGGGUGCUGCAGGCGACGGGCGGCGCCCUGGUUUACUUCAGCAGCUGGCACACGAACGCGGCCACCUUUCUGAUGGCUUUGAACUUUGUGGCCUACUACUUCCCCCAGUCGCUGCUCGAUUACUGCAAGCGGGCAUAUCGCCGACGCUUUCCGCCCAAGAGGCGUCUGCUUACCCAGGAGGAGUACUACCAGCAGACCGUCGAGGAGACCUCCAAAUCCCUGACCGAGCUGCGACAGUACCUCAAUAGUCCGGCGUGCAAGCAGUGGGAUGUCAUCACCAGGCUGCAAAAUCCCAUGCGCUUUGCAGAGUUUGCCAAUGGGGCACCCCAUCUGGAGGACGAGGAGAUCGAGGACUAUUCGCGGGCCCUGGAGGAGUCCCUGGAGCAGGCACAGGACGAGGAUGCCGAGGAGUUUUUGCAGUGCAGCAUGCACUACCGUCCGCCGGCCUACAGGCGUUGGUCGGACAAUCACAGUGGCCUGGAUGUACCGAGCCACCGAUAAGAUUAGCUGUAGAGGAGCAGGAGGAGCUCUAGCCAGGGGAAAGUGCCACAAUUGAGACUGCAUUUUGUCAUAGUUUUAAGUUCCUAUUUGUACUUAAUUUAAGUUUUUCGUUCCAACACCCCGUCUCACUUGCGUCCUCUGUUCCCAUUGAUCUGUAAUGUUGAAGUACAAAAACAAACACCGAAGAGAAAUAUGUACCAUAUGUCGAAAUUAAAGUCUUGUAUAUUGAA